Terrapene triunguis (Three-toed box turtle) is the source of this 1521-nucleotide messenger RNA. It is a transcript of the gene SOSTDC1, whose product is annotated as sclerostin domain containing 1. Gene Ontology annotation, biological process: negative regulation of Wnt signaling pathway; negative regulation of BMP signaling pathway. The transcript is spliced from 2 exons. The record is from RefSeq and is a predicted model, not a curated record. Gene Ontology annotation, molecular function: BMP binding. The annotation marks the transcript as partial. NCBI's taxonomy places the organism in Eukaryota, Metazoa, Chordata, Testudines, Emydidae.
CAACUUUACACCUGCACGAGUGCCAAGCCUCUGUGGAUAUAUAAGGGAAACCUUCAAGAGGCAUUUCAGAGUUACAGGGAAGAAGCUGAAGAAAAGGAAUUCACCCAGCGCGGUCAGCCAGAAACCGAACCAACCAUGAUUCUCCUCCCUGCCAUUCACUUCUCCGGCUUUCUCCUAGCCUGCGUCUUCAUGAAAAGCUGUUUGGCUUUCAAGAAUGAUGCCACAGAGAUCCUUUAUACACAUGUGGUCAAACCUGUUCCAGCGAGCCCUAGCAGCAACAGCACGCUGAACCAAGCCAGAAACGGAGGCAGGCAUUACGGCAACACUGGAUUAGAUCGUAACAAUCGCGUUCAAGUUGGCUGCCGGGAACUGAGAUCCACCAAGUACAUUUCAGAUGGGCAGUGUACCAGUAUAAAUCCUUUGAAAGAGCUUGUGUGUGCUGGUGAGUGCCUCCCUUUGCCAGUGCUCCCCAACUGGAUUGGAGGAGGUUAUGGAACCAAGUACUGGAGCAGAAGGAGCUCCCAAGAGUGGAGAUGUGUCAAUGACAAAACUCGCACACAGAGGAUCCAGCUCCAGUGUCAAGAUGGAAGUACAAGAACCUACAAAAUAACAGUGGUCACGGCCUGUAAAUGCAAGAGGUACACCAGGCAGCACAACGAGUCCAGCCAUAAUUUUGAGGGAACCUCUCAGGCAAAGCCCACCCAGCAUCACAAAGAGAGAAAAAGAGCCAGUAAAUCCAGCAAGCACAGCUCAAGUUAGAAGUCAGGCAACUGUUCCCCCAAAACUGAACUCAUCUGUAACCAUCUUCUUUACAGAUCUGACUGCUUAAAAGACAAGUCUGCCAUUGCUGUAUUCUCACCUGAUGGUGCAUUGCUUUGAUCAAGCUCAAAACAGCAUUCUGUGCAUAUGGACCUUUUUGGUGAUUUUCCAAAUGCUCCAGAUGGGCAGUACCACAAGCCUUCCAACCCCACACAAUGAAGUCUUACAUUUUUUUGAGGUGUGGAGGCAAAGAAUUGUUCCCAUGAACAUUCACUGAAAUUUUAUUUUUUAGAAAGGUGCUUUGUUGUGAAUUUUCACAGGAACAGUUGAUUAGCAAAUGUCUCUUGCCUUCCGAAUAAUAUUUUAUGAACUUUUGACACAUCUGCUUAAAAGCAGCAACCAGUAACUGUUGUCAGUUUCAUUCUAACAAAACAAUACCUUGCAUGCUGAUCUUUUUCUUCUAUCUACCAAAAACUAAAAUAUGCAUGGCAGCAAUUGAAAAGUAAAGCCGAAUAAACUAUUUAUUUGUCACUGUAAUUAUUUAAUGAGCUUUUUACAUGUAAUUUUUUUUCAAAAUGUUCAUCUUAUGUUUUAUAGCUUUUUCCAUGUAUCAAAGUAUUUUCCUAUGAUUUGUGACUGGAUUAGAAUAUACAUUUUGUAGAUAAUGUGAAAUAGAUGUUUUAGCAUUCUUGGUACAUAUAUAUAUUUCAUUCUGAACAUUAAUAGUUUGGGGUUUUAUUUUGCAAGUAACAUUUUAAAAAC